AUGAAAAAGUUCCUUUUUGUUGUACUGCUUCUGUCUCUUAUAAAGUGUGCCACGCUGGCAGAGAGAAUAAACGGAUACUGCAAUGAAAUAAAGAGAAAAGCAAAAGAGGUUUACGGAUCUGCAGGCCGAGUUGAGGAAAUUCGGGCGUCUAUGCACAAGCAUCUUUCCCCAGUAGGCGAGCGAUUGAAGACGCACUCCAAAGACAUCAUCUCCAAAAUAAGCAACUUCGGCAAAGGAACAGCCAUUCCCAAGGUGAAGAAAAUGUACCAGCACGUAAAAGACCAGAUAAACAAGGAGAAAGAAAAGGCACAGGCAAAAAUGCACGAAAACAAGGAAAAGGAAGCCGCCCAGGCGAAGGAAAGCGAAUUUCCAGAGGCAGCCCCCUCCGAGGACCCUGAGGAGGUGAAGAAGCGGAUGAAGGAGAUUGAAGAGUUUAUAAAAAUGCUGGUCAACGACCUGCAGGAAAAGGGCGCUGGAAACGCCACGCAGGAGGAAGACGAGGAGCUUCUGAGCGAAGAAGAGAAGGAGCUUGGAAGCGACAGCGCCAAAGACGAGACAGGAGACGGCGACAAUGUGCAUGAAGAAUAUGUGAAGAGUGACCUUUAG
Molecule: messenger RNA, 606 nt
Organism: Nematocida major
Lineage: Eukaryota; Fungi; Microsporidia
Exons: 1
Coding region: 1-606 (201 amino acids)
Source: RefSeq, a predicted model, not a curated record